Molecule: messenger RNA, 501 nt
Organism: Ostreococcus lucimarinus CCE9901
Lineage: Eukaryota; Viridiplantae; Chlorophyta; Mamiellophyceae; Mamiellales; Bathycoccaceae
Exons: 1
Coding region: 1-501 (166 amino acids)
Source: RefSeq, a predicted model, not a curated record
AUGGCCGCGACCACCGCCAUCGGCCGCGCGCUCUUCUCUUUCAUCUUCCUCGCCAGCGCCCUGGAGAAAUGGCGCGCCCUUCGCGCGCACGGCGCCGACGCCGCGCUCUUCCAAUCCGUCACGCCGGCGCUGCGGUCGCUCAAAUCUUCAAUCAACGCCAACGUCGGCGUCGAUCUCUGCGCGCUGCUUCCGAGCGAUCACGCGCUGGUGAGAGCGGCGACGGUCGUGGAGCUCGCGGGAUCCGCGCUCUUCGCGUGCGGGUACGCGCUCGGGGCGAAGAUGUUGAUUCUGUUCACGCUGAGCGUGUCGCUCGCGAUGCAUCCGUUUUGGCGAAGCGCGAGCGAAGCCGCGGUGCUGGGCGACGAGGCGACGGCGGGAAUCGAAAUGAUUAUGUUUUUUAAGAACAUCGCCCUCGUGGGAGCGCUGAUGUUUUGGUUGGGGAUGCGAAGCGAGCUGAGCGAGUUGAGAGAGGCGUCGAAGGCGAAGGAGAAGCGCGCGUGA